Molecule: messenger RNA, 1827 nt
Organism: Colletotrichum phormii
Lineage: Eukaryota; Fungi; Ascomycota; Sordariomycetes; Glomerellales; Glomerellaceae
Exons: 2
Biological process (GO): osmosensory signaling via phosphorelay pathway
Molecular function (GO): phosphorelay response regulator activity; protein kinase activator activity
Source: RefSeq, a predicted model, not a curated record
GCGGCUCCCACUGUUACCCUCCAGGCGGUCUCUGCCGAGGACCUCAACGACGAUCAACACGAUCCCCUCAGCCAUGCCCUCGGCACCCCGACGCCUCUCGCAACAGCCAUCCUACCGAGUUCGCCCGUGCCAUCCCGCCCAGAAGCGCCUCCCCGACGACAAAGUCUAAUACCCAAUCGUCAAACCACUCUAAUUCGAAACCUACUCGAAGGACGUGUCGAAAACGAAGCUAGGCCAGCCAGCGCCGAUUAUUUGCUCCCCAACAUCGCAAACAUGGUCACCCGCAAGGUCUGGGUUAGGCGCCCCGGCGCUUCUGCCACACUCAUCACCGUCAACGAGGACGACCUGGUCGAUGAUGUGCGCGACAUGAUUCUACGAAAGUACGCCAACUCGUUGGGCAGGCAUUUUGAUUCUCCCGACCUCACACUACGGAUAUGCCCACGGGAGCAGAGACAGGAUCGUAUGCUAGGCCCCGAAGAGCCCGUGGGCCGUACACUCGAUGCCUACUUCCCCGGUGGCCAAAAUGUGGAAGAGGCUCUGGUUAUCGAUAUCCCAGCCCGGCGCACACCGAGACCGUCACCACGUGCUCCGACGCAUUCUACAACAAUCUACUACAACGACGAAGGCCGGCCCUCUGAGGCUGGCGAAGGAUAUUUCCCUCCUGUUGCAAACGCUGCUGCUCUGCCGUCACCAAACCUACCAGUGCCAGUCGUCGCUCCUGUUACCGUCCCUGCAAUACAUCCCUCGCACCCUGCCCACCCAAUUCACCCAGCGCAUGCUCUUACAGCGCACACCCAGCACUCGAUUGCAAUCCUUGGAAGCGGCCAAGUACCGCCAAUACCCUCCCCGGGAGGCACGAGGUCUCGUGCAUACAGGGAACGCCCAGAACGCCCUCGCCUUGGAAGAACCCAUACCUCCUCACCUACGAUACUGAAUCAAGUCAAUGCACAGUCCAUGGCGGCCGCAGCAGUCGCUGCUGCGCAUCCUACCCACUCAUUCCACCCACGCCUACCGCCCUCUAGGACGCAGUCGAACACUUCAGAGCAAUCCAACGCCCAACCGGCUGCUCCGCCACUUCCAACACCACCCGCUCCGGAAGUACAACCUGCAAGAGUUGCUACUCCCCCGCCCAGGAUUGCUUCUCCUAGGCCAGCAAGUUCUCGGCCUAAGAAGAAGAAAACAGUAGAUCAUCCAACUUUGCCGGCUGGCAUAUUGAAUGGCGGCGUGCCACCCAUCAACGUGUUGAUCGUAGAGGACAACCCGAUCAACCUCAAGCUGCUCGAGGCUUUCGUCAAGCGUCUGAAGGUUAGGUGGAAAACGGCGGUCAACGGCCGAGAUGCCGUCACCAUGUGGAGGACCGGCGGUUUCCAUCUUGUUCUGAUGGAUAUCCAACUGCCCAUCAUGAGCGGACUGGAAGCCACCCGGGAGAUCCGCAGAUUGGAGAGAGUCAACUCGAUUGGUGUCUUCUCUUCGUCAGCAGGGAGCGCACCUGAAGCCCCGAAUGGCGAGCCAGAGGAGAAGGACAAGUUGACCAAUAUGGAGCUCUUCAAAAGUCCGGUCAUUAUCGUGGCCCUCACUGCCAGCUCCCUCCAGAGUGACAGACACGAGGCCUUGGCGGCUGGCUGCAACGAUUUCCUUACCAAGCCUGUAAACUUUGUUUGGUUAGAGAGGAAAGUCAUGGAAUGGGGUUGCAUGCAAGCACUCAUUGACUUUGAUGGCUGGAGAAGAUGGAAAGACUUCUCUCGGCAGAAUGACGAGGCCGAAGCCAAGAAAUCGGCCGCGUUGAAGACAAAGGCAAAGAAGAAUCGCUUGUCGAUGACUUCGGCG